AACAAUGACCAAAAGCGGGCCAUGACACUUUUCAUUCUUCUCUCUGUUUAUCCAAAUAAUCAACACCUUGCAUGAAUACAAUCCAGUACGCCGAUAUAUGUGUCAAUGUGUCGUGGAGAAGAUUGUCUGUAGUGGAGUUUGUUCUUUCACCACGAAAAAUUUUUCAUACAUUUACACAUUAAAGAAGAUAAAGCAUUGCAUUACUAGUGUAAAAAGAGGAAAUAUUCAAGAAAAAAUAUUUCAAGAUGGUAAGAAGGAAUGGACUUUGGAAGCUAACACAGCUUCGAUCAUUAAUGAAGAAUGUUCAAACUGGUAUUAGAGAAAAGGGCAUCCAGGCUUUGAUCGUUAAUGGAGAGGAUGCGCAUCAAUCAGAAUACUCGACUGAGCGAGAUCAAAGACGAUGUUUUAUCAGCGGAUUUCGCGGUUCCUAUGGUACAGUGGUUGUUAUGUAUGACAAAGCAUUACUGUGGACAGAUGGAAGAUAUUAUGCACAAGCAAUGUCAGAAUUAGAUCCAUUGGAGGAAUGGACCUUGAUGAAAGAAGGCUUAUUAGACACACCUACAAUUUCCACAUGGUUGGCUUCAAAUUUGCCUCCAAAAUCUAUAGUUGGAGCAGAUGCUAAUUUAAUAAGUUAUACAGAAUGGGCGAGAUUACACGCCAGUCUAACUAUUGUCGGUCAUUGUCUAAUUCCUCUUUCUGAAAAUUUGGUAGAUAAAGUAUGGGGCGAUGAACAACCAUCACCUACAGCCAAUGUAAUCUUACCACAGUCAUUACGAUAUUCAGGUCAAAGUGCGGGAGAUAAAAUAAGAUUAUGUCGUGAAGCCAUGAAAGAAAACAAUGUGACAGUACUUGUAGUAACUGCAUUGGAUGGGAUUGCAUACUUAUUAAAUUGGAGAGGGUCCGAUAUACCUUUCAACCCUGUCUUUUUUGCGUAUGUUAUCCUCACUCUAAAAGAUGUACAUGUCUUUGUAGAUAGAAGUAGACUUAGCCAAGAAGCAUUAGAGCAAUUAAAAAAUGAAGGUGUCGAUGCAAUUUUUCAUGCUUAUGCAGAUAUACAUGUCUAUAUGAAAGAACUCGUAAAUUCAUGUACAGAUCAGGAUAAAAUUUGGAUUAGCAACAAAUCCAGUUAUGCAUUACACGCAGAUUGCGGAGAAAUCAAGAAACAUACAGAUAUUACACCUAUUAGCAUUAUGAAAGCGAUAAAAAAUCCGAUUGAAAUAACAGGUAUGAAAGCGGCGCAUGUGAGAGACUCUGUCGCUCUCGUUAAAUAUUUCGCUUGGUUGGAAGACAAGAUCAAGAAUACAAAAGAGCACAUUACAGAAAUUUCAGGUGCAACGCAACUGGAAAAAUUUAGACAGGAACAAGAUCAUUUUGUUGGAUUAAGUUUUACGACUAUAUCGUCUAUCGGGCCUCACGGAGCGAUUAUUCAUUAUUCACCUACAGCGGAGACUGAUAUGCCUAUUACAGAUAAAGAACUUUAUCUUUGCGACUCUGGCGCACAAUAUCACGAUGGUACGACAGACGUAACGAGAACUCUACAUUUUGGCGAACCUACGAGUUUCGAACGUGAAUGUUUUACCAGAGUAUUUAAAGGACAAUGCCGUCUUUCAACAAUGAUAUUUCCUUUAAAGACCAAAGGAAAUUAUCUUGACACAUUGGCACGUGAAAGUUUAUGGAGUGUUGGCCUUGAUUAUCUUCACGGUACUGGUCAUGGAGUAGGAUCCUAUCUUAAUGUUCACGAAGAGCCUAUUGGUAUUACAUGGAAGCCACAUCCAGAUGAUCCAGGCUUACAACCUGGAAUGUUUUUAUCAAAUGAACCAGGAUAUUAUGAAGAUGGAAAAUUCGGUAUUAGACUGGAAAACAUUGAAUUAGUUGUUCCUGCAAAGACACCUCACAAUUAUAAAAAUCGAGGUUUCCUUACUUUUGAAACUGUGACGCUUGUCCCUAUUCAAACCAGUUUGCUUGAUGUCUCGAUGCUUACAGAUAAAGAGAUUGAAUAUUUAAACAACUAUCAUGCAAAAUGUUUGAAGAUUUUGAAACCCUUUCUACAAGGGGCAGAAAAUAUUCAAGCACUUAAAUGGCUAGAGAGGCAAACUCUUCCAAUUUCUCGCUAAUCGUUUCAUAAUUUAACAACUUAUAAUAUGUUUUAAACUACAUAUAUAUGUUUUAA
Camponotus floridanus (Florida carpenter ant) is the source of this 2170-nucleotide messenger RNA. RefSeq names its product xaa-Pro aminopeptidase ApepP. Gene Ontology annotation, molecular function: metalloaminopeptidase activity. The coding region runs from base 246 to 2114 and encodes 622 amino acids. The transcript has 7 exons. The record is from RefSeq and is a predicted model, not a curated record. Lineage: Eukaryota; Metazoa; Arthropoda; Insecta; Hymenoptera; Formicidae.